CCCCACCCCCGGAGCACCGAGGAUGUGACCCUCUGGCGAUGCCCGGCUGCGCCGUGCCCGCCGCCAGGCCGGCGGCACAGGAUGGAGCCCUUCCUGCCCUCCCCGUGGGGCUGGAACGGCUCUAGAGGGGGGUCCCGGCCCCCCAACGGCAGCGCCGAGGCCAAGCCCAAGGACACGGCCUCCAAGUCGGUGGGGCUGUUCUUCAUGGUGCUGCUGGACCUCACGGCCAUCGUGGGCAACGCCGCCGUCAUGACGGUCAUCGCCAAGACGCCGGCGCUGCGCAAGUUCGUCUUCGUGUUCCACCUGUGCCUGGUGGAUUUCCUGGCUGCCCUGACGCUGAUGCCGCUGGAGAUGCUGUCGGGCUCGGCCGUGUUCGAGAGCCCGGGGCUGGGCGAGGCCGUGUGCCGCGUCUACCUGUUCCUCAGCGUCUGCCUCACCUCCAUGUGCAUCCUCUCCAUCUCCACCGUCAACGUGGAGCGCUACUACUACGUGGUGCACCCGCUGCGCUACGAGGUGCGGAUGACGGCGGGGCUGGUGGCCGGAGUGCUGGCCGGCGUGUGGCUCAAGGCUGUGGCCACCUCGCUGGUGCCGGUGCUGGGCUGGUUGUCCCCCGAGGGGGGCCGCCCGCCGGCGCCCGGCGCUCACGGCUGCUCCUUGCAGUGGAGCCGCGGGCCAUCCUGCAAGGUCUUUGUGGUCUUCUUCGCCGCCUUCUACUUCGUCCUGCCCCUCCUCAUCAUCGUCGUGGUCUACUGCGGCAUGUUCAAGGUGGCGCGGGUGGCGGCCAUGCACCACGGCCCGCCGCCCACCUGGAUGGAGACGCCGCGCCGGCGCUCGGCGUCCCUCAGCAGCCGCUCCACCAUGGUCACCACCUCGGGCGCUCCUCGGACCACCCCGCAGAGGAUGUUUGGCGGGGGCAAGGCGGCCGUCGUGCUGCUGGCCGUGGGCGGCCAGUUCCUCUUCUGCUGGUUGCCCUACUUCUCCUUCCAGCUGUACACAGCGCUGAGCACUCGGCCCUUGGCCGGGCCGGCGGCCGAGACUGUGGUCACCUGGCUGGGGUUCUGCUGCUUCACCUCCAACCCCUUCUUCUACGGCUGCCUCAACCGGCAGAUCCGGGGGCUGCCGAGCCGCGAGGGCUCCAUCGAGGAGAACUUCCUGCAGUUCCUCCAGAGCACCGGGCGCCCACCAGCGCCCCCGAGCCCCGAGCGGGACCUGCCCCCCGUGGAUUUCCGCAUCCCGGGGCAGAUCGAGGAGGAGGCGGCGGAGGGGAUGGAGUGGGGCGGGGGCAGCGGGGUGCUCGUGCCCGUGGCGGGCUCUGCCAAAGCGGGGCUGUAG
Ficedula albicollis (Collared flycatcher) is the source of this 1332-nucleotide messenger RNA. RefSeq names its product G protein-coupled receptor 61 (gene GPR61). Bases 82 to 1332 code for a protein of 416 amino acids. The record is from RefSeq and is a predicted model, not a curated record. Gene Ontology annotation, molecular function: G protein-coupled receptor activity. Gene Ontology annotation, cellular component: endosome; signaling receptor complex; plasma membrane. The transcript is spliced from 4 exons. Lineage: Eukaryota; Metazoa; Chordata; Aves; Passeriformes; Muscicapidae. Gene Ontology annotation, biological process: G protein-coupled receptor signaling pathway.